GGGGGCGGAUCCUCCGAACAGAGUCGGUCUGUAGAGGCUCGGCAGGACCGGACCAGGACGGACCAGCACGGACCAGCACAGACCCGAGUGUUGUUGUGAACCAGCUCUAAAAACACCCCUCUGGAGGAGAGGGACAGCAGCGAGAAAGAUGGCGGAUGUUGGCGGCGACGAACCCCGCUCCGCGCCCCCCAAGACAUCCCGCCUCGGUCCGGGCUCCAGCAGCUCCACCAGCUCCACCGCGGGCCCCGGCUCCGCCACCACCACCGCCGUCGCGGCCACCGUCAUGUCGGGUCCCCGCACGGUGCGGAUCGUCAAGUCCGAGUCCGGCUACGGCUUCAACGUCCGCGGCCAAGUGAGCGAGGGCGGGCAGCUGCGGAGCAUCAACGGGGAGCUGUACGCUCCGCUGCAGCACGUCAGCGCCGUGCUGCCCGGGGGCGCCGCCGACCGAGCCGGCAUCGGCAAGGGGGACCGGAUCCUGGAGGUCAACGGGGUUAGCGUGGAAGGUGCGACCCACAAGCAGGUGGUGGACCUGAUCCGUGCGGGGGAGAAGGAGCUGGUUCUAGCCGUGCUGUCUGUUCCACCUCAGGAAGCUGAUGGAUUGGAAGGAGUGGAGGAAAUCCAACCCAACUACGACUACAGCGACAAGCAAGCUGUGCCCAUUUCUAUUCCUACAUACAAGCAUGUGGAACAGCACUCUGAGAGGUUUGUGGUGUACAAUGUGUACAUGUCAGGUAGACAGUUGUGCUCAAAACGCUACCGUGAGUUUGCCAUCCUGAACCAGAACCUGAAGAGGGAAUUCUCCAACUUUAACUUCCCAAAGAUUCCUGGUAAAUGGCCCUUUACCCUCUCUGAGCAACAGCUGGACGCUCGUCGUCGAGGCCUGGAGGAAUAUCUGGAGCGAGUGUGUUCUGUUCGGGUGAUUGGGGAGAGUGAUAUAAUGCAGGAGUUUCUGUCGGAAUCAGAUGAGAAUUACAACGGAGUGACAGAUGUGGAACUGCGGAUAGCGCUGCCAGACAAGACCACCAUCUCUGUCAGAGUCCGUAAAAACAGCACCACGGACCAGGUGUACCAGGCAUUAGUGAUGAAAGUUGGAAUGGACAGUAUAAUGGCAAGCUACUUUGCCCUUUUUGAAGUUAUCAAUCAUUCCUUUGUGAGGAAGCUGGCGCCCAACGAGUUCCCCCACAAGCUUUAUGUGCAGAACUACACGUCAGCUGUUCCAGGAACUUGUUUAGCGCUCCGAAAAUGGUUGUUUAGCGUCCAGGAGGAGGAGUUUCUCAGAGAUAACCCUCUAGCACUGCACUACUGCUUCCACCAGGCACUGGAUGAUGUGAAGAAGGGAUUCAUAAAAACAGAGGACAAAUCCUACCAGCUGCAGAAACUGGCAGAGCAGCGCAAGAUGGCUACGUACCUGAACCUGCUGCGGUCGUGUGAGGGCUACAACGAGGUGGUGUUCCCCCACUGCUCCUGCGACUCCAGGAGGAAGGGCCACGUCAUCACAGCCAUCAGCAUCCAUCACUUCAAGCUGCACGCUUGUACCGAGGACGGCACGCUGGAGAACCAGGUGAUAGCGUUUGAGUGGGCAGAGAUGCAGCGCUGGGACACGGACGAGGAGGGGAUGGCUUUCUGCUUCGAGUACGCCAGAGGAGAGAAGAAACCUCGCUGGGUUAAGAUUUUUACUCCAUAUUUCAACUACAUGCACGAGUGUUUCGAGCGAGUCUUUUGUGAGCUGAAAUGGAGGAAACAGGUUGAGGAAGAGGCAUCUGAUAAAGACAACAAAAACUGCAGUAACAAUGACUAUCUGCCUCCUCUGGAGACGCAACAGAAGGGAUGGUGCCAUCUAGGGGGCGAGAUUGCAACUUCCUAAAAACCAUUUCUCAUCACUCAAACUAGAACUGAUCCACUUGCAUCAUCACAGCCGACCCAGAGAGAGAGCCCAUCGACAAACAAACAGUGACCGGAGCGGCGGACCGAGGGGCCUCCCUGCCCUGGAAACUACCGGGAAGUGACCGAUUUCACAAUCCCAAAUAGUCACACAGAAUCCAAAUCCAGGGAUACGGAAGAAGAGGAAGAAGAGCGAUGAAGGAAAAUAAGCAUAAGCCAGCAUUCAUGUAAUUUUCUACAUCUUCAUAGUUUGUCGGACCCCCCCACCCCCCAAUACUCUAUCAUGUGGGCUGCAACACGAGCAAAGUUUCACUGCUGGGUGAGAUGAAUCGGAACAGUGUGACUAGUCAGGGUUAGUACAGUACUGUACUGUACUGUAGGAACUGUUUGUGCAGCGGCGGCGCCUAAAAGAAACGGCAUGAAUGAGCCGACUUAUGGAAGGCAAAUGUGAAAUAGUGUUUUUUUCAGACAGGCCUCUUAGUCCGCACGGGCUUCGGACGGCGAACCGAGUUAACAGGGAGGUACGUUGAAAAGAUUUUGAUUUUCUUGUGUUUUUUUUCUUCUCCCCACAGUCAGUGAUAAAGGAGUGACAGAAACAGAAAAGGAUGCUCCAUACUAAUGCUGGACAUGAACACAAAAAUAAUUCUUCCUAGUUUCUGGGGUCCUUCGUGUGCUUUUUUUCAUCUGAAAACACAGGGAGCACAAAUGUAACAAUAGCGGAAUGGAUGUGUUAAUGAUUAUUUGUAUGUUUAACAAUCACCUGAGAAAGUAUAGAUUAAUAUAAGAGCUGUAAAAAUUGGGUUCUUGAUGCUCAAACUAGGGCUGGGCGAUUUUGGACAAAAAUAAAAUCCCGAUUUUUUUUUUUUUUUUUUUUUUUUUUUUUUUUUUUUCUCUGAAAACCCGAUUUUGAUUUUGAUUUUUUUGGUAAAACUACAAAAGACAAUGGAAUACAUUUUUUCAAAUAUUUUAUCUUUAUUUUUAAAGAAAAAUAGCAAACACAUUUCCCUAUUGGGAAUGAAGUGCAAUUGAAAGAUACUGUAAAUCCUCCUUGAGUUUAGUAAAGUGACAACAUUUACAAUUUUCUUCACCAAACAAAGAUGACUAGACGAGCUCUGUCUGUAAUGCAGCCAGCUGUAAAAAAGGAAAAUCCAUUUUCCUUUUUUCCUUUUUUUAACAUCGUCUUGAUUAAUAAAUCCAAUUUAGAUUUAAAAUCGAUUAAUCGCACAGCCCUAGCUCAAACUAAUCUCAGAUUUUUCCCUCUGGCAGUCAGAUUGAUUAAUCUCACAAAAACAAUAUUUAUCCCAGGUUUAUUGUGCCGACUUUAGCGCAGUUUGGAAAGUUGAGAAAAAGAAGGCUGUUUUCUCAGGUUUGCAGGAAUAAUCUAUUGAACAAAUGUUAAUGGGACAUAGCACCUUAUACGCAGGCGAUCUUACUGACAGAUUUGUGAAUAUAAACCACAACAGAAUUUCUGAGUUUAUACACACGCCAGGCUGCAGUUUCCAGAACAGACGACAGAGAGCAGCAGAAGCUAAGACUGUGUCUGCUCCUGCGAGCUGGACUGGAAUUCCUCUGAGCUGCUCAGCAUCGUCAUCCCUCCGGGUCUGUAACUCACCCACAAGUAUUACUCCCCUGCAGCUUCUCCAUUAACCAGGUCAGGAGGAAACACGCUGCCAGUCGUACCGAGGGGAAAUGGUUAGUGACGUUGUGUAACUGUAACGAUGCAAGUAUCUGUCUGACUCCUACUACACAUCGAUACAGUAUUAGUCGUGUGCAUCUGCACAUAAUAUAUGAUUUUUACAAAUUAACUACACAUUUUUUUUUUGUGAAUUUCACUUCUUUUCUCUCACUUUAUAGGUUUGUGUGUUUUAACUUUUAUUUUUCUACUGCAGGUGUUUAACAACUUUGUCUCACCCAAACUGUUUACAAAGCAUGACUACAUGCAGAUUGAUAAAUUUCCUCUAUAUGGAGACAGUAUGCAUAAAUGUAUUGAUUUCAAGUUUUGUCUAAGUACAGAAGCUUUUGUUUAUCUCAACUAAUCAAUUACUGAUUAAUUACCCACAGUCUGGCACUGACGUUAAACCUCAAGUUUAGAAACACUUUGUCAUUUACACCAAGUGUUGAAGGUUCAAGCUUCUCUUGUGCAGGUUUUUUCUUUCCUUUACCGUUUGAACUUAACGUUUCAGCUCGAUAAAGGUUUAUUUAAUGCUCAGAUUUAGUCACUUACCUCAGAGCGCGCUGGUGUGUGUUGCCACGGUGUCCUCUGUUUAUCAUUGAGGUUGCUGAUAAGCUUUUAGGCUCUGAUUUAACGACAGCAAAUGAAGAUGGGGUUUCGUAUUUAUAGACCAGAGACACCUGACAAAUUUAUACAAAUGAGAAGUGUCUGCUGUCGUCUAGCUCGUGUUCAGAGCUGCCGUCUUGCUUUUACAGCAUCGACACACUCGCAUCCCCGUCUCUCGGCUUCACUGUGACAAAAUUGUUAAGUGCAGCACAAGAUAUUUGUCAUCCAUUUGUCAUUGCCCCCUCAGUUAUGCUAAAGCUUAUAGCAACACUGUAAUAGAACGCAUGUAGCACCCUAUAAUGUAAUAAUUACCUGAAAAUGUAAUAACGCCUGAAAAUGUAAUAAGAUUUGCCCUUAACUCAAUCGAAAAUGUAAUAACUUCCCCAAUAAUGUAAUAACUUCCCCAAUAAUGUAAUAAAAUAUCCUGACUGAUAUUGUAAUAACAUUUUUACCAAUAAUGUAAUACCUUAUUACAUUAUUGGGAAUUUAUUACAUGGUACUCAAAGUCUGCAAUUUAACCCAAUAGUCAUUCUGGUGUUUCAAAUCCAGCGUAUAUAACAUUCUUAGAUACUUAAAACACAAAACGUAGAACUCUGGACUGGAAAUGAACAUAUAUAUUACAUUAUUUGUCAAGUAUUACAUUAUCAGUUUUGGAAAAAAAAAGAAGUCAAAAGAAGUUGAAAAUUCCAUUAUUAAAACUGUAAAAUCUGCCAGAAUAAAGGGAACAUUUUCAGCACAUUCAGCACCUGAAAAUGUAAUAAAUUCCCAAUAACGUAAUAAGGUAUUACAUUAUCGGUAAAAAUGUUUUUACAAUAUCAGUCAGGAUAUUUUAUUACAUAAUUGGGGAAGUUAUUACAUUAUUGGGUUUUAUUAUAUUUUCGAUUGAGUUAAGUGCAAAUUUUAUUACAUUUUUAGGCGUUAUUACAUUUUCAGGAAAUUAUUACAUUAUAGGGUGCUACAACGCGUGUUUUACAUACAUGCAUACUUUGCAGAUAUUUCGACUAAGAGCCAAAUUCGCAGAUGUGCGGAUUGCUGGAUUUUUUUAUUUUUUUAUUUUUUUUACAGCAAAGGUAACGGCCAAUUUAGACACGGGUGAUGAAGGAAUUUGAGCCGUUGAAACGUGAGGCCGCCUGUUGUGCUGCCUCGUCUGUGCACUGCUCUGACUUUCUCCAGGUUGGUCUCCCAUCAUCACAGGGGGAUGCGGUUGCCGUGGCAGCAACACGUUGGCUCAACACGCUCAGUGCAGCCUCUGUUCUUUCUUUUUUUUUUUUUUUUUAUUCCUUUCAGCCAACUGACUCACUCCUCCUAGUAAUGUAUUCAGACAAGUGUUUUUUGCUGUUUGAUGUUUGUUCAGGGUCCCCAUGGCUUGUACCACUGUGAAUAGACUUUUUGGAAACUGUUUUUCUUUCUCUUUUUCGUGGUGAGAUCUGUCUCGUCUGCGCCAGGUGACGUGUGCUCGGUCACAGGCAGGUUCUUUUUUAGCUGAAAAACAGUUAUUAUUGUCCCCCUUUUCAUUUGUAAGUUGAAUAUUAUAAAGUGAAAGCGAAAAAGGUGGCGGGAAUGUAAAGAUUGUUGUACAGAUGCCUGUGUUUGAUAUUGUGUUUGAGAUUGUUUGAAUAGCCUGAGCUUAUAACUGAAUGAAGAUUUAUCAAAAGAAGAAUUUCAGGUCGGACUCAAAUGAAAGAAUGUUGAAUGAUUAUAUAAAAAAAAACAAAGUCUAUAUGUGUGGGUCCACAUGUGGGGCUUUAGAUGCUGUUGCUGUAGCAACACAUGAGUUUUUCUGGUGUCAUAUCAAAUCAGCACAGAUUUCAGUAUGUCUUUUCUAUUAGUUUGUACUCUGCAGCACUCCAGUGAGUCAAAUGUCUUUUUUCUCGAAGCCGCUCGUACCCGGGCGUUGAUAAUUCAGUCACUAAAAGUAUGUCUCAUCAUCAGCACUUGUUUGUGGACUCAGCAUUCGUCAGUCUCUGGCAUGCACAUCUGGCUCAGAGCACAUUUAGCUGCUAGAGUUCCCAUUUUUAGCCUACGUGUCCUACUUACGACUAACGUGACGGGUGGAUGCAAGUCCUGUUUAUAAAAGUGUUUGUCUACUUGUAAUUAUCUGUUCACUGCUUUGAAAUACGAAGCCUCUUCUUUUUUUUUUAAUGGCAGGAUGGUGAUGCCAAUAAUUAAAAAAGCUAAGCUUUGUUCGUUUGUCUUGAGCUUGACUUGUAAAAUGUUGUUUUUAAAAAGAAAGAGUAUCUGUCUGACAAAAAAAAAAAAAAAACGAAAUGCACUCUUAUUUCUCCAAGUUGGAAACUUUUUAUUUAUUUAAACAAAAAUUAUUAUAACGAUUGGAGAAAUUAUAGUGUAUGACGACUUUGAGCCACAGCUUCCUCACCAUUAGUGGGAACGAGCUACACGGAGGAUGAGCCAAACUCACAAGGGGUUUUAAAUAAACUACACGCCGUUUCUCAUUUACUAAGUGUGUAAAGACGUCCAUUAACACAAGGCAAGAACUAAGCUUAAAAUAAAUAAAUAAAAUCAUAAGUUUUAUAUCUAAAAAAACACCCUCUAUGGUUUACUAACCAGUAUUUAAAAAACAAAAAUGAAAAAAAACAACAACUUUUGAAUAUGUUGUGUAGAGUAAUAAAUUGUAACAAUAUUUUAAAUAAAGAUAUAUAUUGGGAAA
Molecule: messenger RNA, 6827 nt
Organism: Cololabis saira (Pacific saury)
Lineage: Eukaryota; Metazoa; Chordata; Actinopteri; Beloniformes; Belonidae
Product: sorting nexin-27-like
Exons: 13
Coding region: 149-1864 (571 amino acids)
Biological process (GO): signal transduction; intracellular protein transport
Cellular component (GO): early endosome
Molecular function (GO): phosphatidylinositol-3-phosphate binding; protein binding
Source: RefSeq, a predicted model, not a curated record